This is a messenger RNA of Linum trigynum, 2262 nucleotides long. Lineage: Eukaryota; Viridiplantae; Streptophyta; Magnoliopsida; Malpighiales; Linaceae. The record is from the annotation of a GenBank genome assembly.
AUACAAGUAUCUUGUUCUCCGGUGGCCGGACUACUCAGCCACGGUCAGAGAACUCAUCGUCUCCGAUGGAAAGGCAACUACCUCUUCAACAUGGUGGUUGUGGCGAGAAUCUCGCUCCCACGUUCACCACUCAUGUAAAGCAACCUCCUGUGCCGACAGUUACUCAUAAAACUGUCUCAGAAGCUAGACCAUGCUUGAACGUGAGAGUUGGUGGAGGGUUAAUAGCUCAUGUGCUACCACAAGCUUGUCCAACCUCGAUGACAUCUAUGCUCGAGCGGCCUGGUGGAUGCAAAUCGCCAGGGGGGCAUGCAGAGGGCCAUGGAAGUCUACCUAACAAGGUGAAGUGUCAGGCUGGGGGACACGUUGAUGUCAAGAAAAUCGAACACAAGGGUGUGUCCAACAUAAUACCAUGUUUAUCUUCUAAGGAUUACAUGAGGGACAUGUCAUCAACCACAAGCAGUGGGUUGACAGUUGUGUCCAAGAAGCCACUACAAUCCCAAACUACAUGUGCUGCUAGUAAGAAUGUUAGCGUGGCUAUGUUUGGAAAGGGGGACAUGUCUCCAUCUCCAUGCAGUGGACAGGGGGGCAUGUCAUCAAACAUGAUGAAUGAAGUGAGUGGCAAGUCUAAGUGGGUGUUGGACACCCAUGCCACCCAUGAUUUUCAUAACUUUGACAGCGUGUCAAAGAGUGGACAAGGAGGCAAAGGCCCUUGUAGCAUGCCACCCAUGAAUGGUCGACAAGGGGGCAUGUCACCAACCACUAACAAUAGACAGAUAGACGUGCCCAAGAAACCACAACAAAUUCAAGCCACACAUGCUUAUAGUAAUCAUGAUAGUGUAGCUAAGGAUGACAUGGGGGGCAUGUCAUCAAUCACCACUAGUAGGUUGAUAGGUGUGCCCAAUAAGCCACAACAUGAAGCCACACAUGCUUUUAGUAAGCAUACUAAUAAGGCUAAGUUUGGAAAGGGGGGCACGUCAACAAUCAUGAAUAAUGGUAUGGGAGACAUGUCUCCAACCACUAGACAAGGGGGCGUGUCACCGACCAUGAAGAAACAAGUGGGAGAAAAUUAUAUGAGUAUGCAGCACACCCAAGCCACUCAAAAAAAUUCUAAGUAUGAGAGUGUGUUAAUAGAUGGACAAAGAAGCAAGUGCAUGCUUAACAACCCUCAUGGCAUGCCAAAUAUGAAUGGCAGGGGCAUGAACAAGACAUCCCGGCAUACAAAAACCAAAAAUGGUCCUACAAAGAACCAGAGGUUAUGUGCUACGUGUAGAAGUCAGGAAGCCGUAAGGGUUGAACAGGAUCAAGUUGGCCACCAGGGUGGUCAUCGACUUGUUAAGUCCAAACACCCAUCUUUCCAACCAUAUGGGAAGAAUAAGCAUGUGUCUCAUCAGGGGGAACUAAGACAAACGACAACUCAUGGUCUUGUUGAUGACUCAAAGGAGUUGAAGAUGUUUAGUGUGCAACCCAGGAUGAGGCAAAAACAUCGGGCUCAAAAUAAGAACAAUGUGUCCAAUGAGAUGGCUCAGGCAAAGGAGCAUGAGACCCCUUGCAAGCCUUCCAAAGCAAGACAAGUUGAUUAGGUACCAUCCGUUGUUAAGUUGGAAAAUUCGUAACCAACACCGAAGGAAUGGUCUUUUCUUAAGGAGGGAAGGCAUGUAGUGUAUGGAUGGUUGGUCUGGUUUGAUUCAUGGAUUUGGCAAUGGGUGUACACCUUUGGCACAUUGUUAGUUGCCAAAGGGUGUGGAAAUCAGUGACGUCUAUCACUCCUUACUAUAUUAAUUAUAUAAAUAAUAGUUAUAAAAAAAGAGAAAAAGUGAAAAUAGGCCACUCAUGGCUAAAAAAGAAGAAGAUGUCGAAGUAGCAAGUUUUUGUUUAGACUUGUGAUGAGAGGUUCUUGUCAUGAAUGGUAAUCCACAGUAAUGUGUUUGGAUCCAUGCCACUUACAGGGCAUGAGCAAGAGAUCGGGUAUGUGACCUAGAACCUUCAUGGUCCAUGCCAUCAUACCCAAUGGGGCUUACUUGUUAAAAAAUUUAGAUGGUGUGUUUCAUGAUCGAUUGAUCAAUGGUAAGUAUCUCAAGCCUUACGUACCUUCUCUUUGGGACGUGGGGUGUCAAAGGGUUCAAUGUUAGUAGGCCACCAUGGUGGCCGACAUGCCAAACCGCCCGCACCCUAAGGCAUGACAUGACACCCUCAUGAUGAUGUCUGGCUUGAGUAGCUAGCCAUGGCAUGGAAGGUAUAUUGAGAUAAAAGUAUAACAUUGAU